ACACACCUUCCGGCCUACCCUGUUCGCCGACCUCCUCAAAAUUGGCCAUGACAAUCUUCCAGGCAAUAUACACGGGAUCUAUAAUGGGGUUCCCUCUAUAUCUUUCUCUCAUGAUGAGGAACAGGUGCUGGCUAAACCCUUCUCCUUCAGCCUUGUGGGUCGUUGCAGCUCCAGAGCUAACAUCUAAGAACUGGAGGACUUCCUCGUCAGGGGUGGUUAUAGCGAGUUCAAAUUGCGCAGAAUCAGCAACCGAGAUAUACUCUUCUUUUUCAAACGGGAGGGAGACUAUCUCCGAUGGUUCUCUCGCCGGCGCUGGUCCAUUAAAGGCCUCAUCAUCACCAUCUCUAAAUGGACACCAUCCUACUCGCCGGCCAAGGAAUCUCCAAUCUUUCCGGUCUGGGUUCAACUUAACCAGUUCCCUGCUCACCUCAACGACCACGCAGCUUUAUACCAGGUUGCAUCACUUCUUGGACAUUUGGGUUCCUUGUGGGUUUGAAAACCUUCGAGCUUACUGCUCUUGUUGCUCUAUUUUUGGUCACUCCACUUCAGCUUGCCGGAAAAGAAGUGGUCUGAACCUCACUGGAGUUGCUCCAUUCAGUGAGGUGGGGCACAUUGGAGUGGGGAAAUCCAGGGAUCUUUCAGUUUGGAAAGAGCUAUACGAAGAUAACCCAACGGAGGCCAACCGUGUAAUAGCUCAAGAAGCUAACGCCAGGUUGCUCCUAGCCACCCACAAAGAAGUUGUCUAUUGGAAACAAAAAGCUAAUGCCAAAUGGCUAGAACAUGGGGAUAUGAAUUCCAAGGUCUUCCAUGCUUUCGCCAAUGGCAAGAGAAGGAAGCUUGCUACCAAUCAUAUUAUUUCUCCUUCCGGUAUUGGGCUCUCAGACAGUUCCCAGAUUCGUGAUGCGGCAAUAACCCAUUUUUCCAACCAGUUCAUGGCCCGUGCCGAACCACCCCCCUUGCACAACCUAUCCCAUAUACCUUCCCUCCUUUCAGAGAUGGACAACACCAUACUUACUGCCCUCCCCACCUUGGAGGAGGUCAAAAAUGCUGUUUGGGAUCUAGACAGCAAUAGCACCUCAGGACCUGACGGUUACAACGACGUUUUCUUUAGAACCACUUGGGAUAUCAUCAAGGAAGAUAUGCUUAAAGCCUCCCAAGAGUUCUUCUUAGGGUUUGCCAUCCCCCAUGCUUUUAGAAGCACCCUUAUUACUUUAAUCCCUAAGAAGGAUUUCCCCAAAAGAUUCGACGACAACCGGCCCAUUUCCUUGAGUACUUUUAUGAGCAAAGUUAAUACAAAAAUUUUAGCUUGCAGGUUAAAAAUCAUCCUCCCUAAGAUUAUAUCCAACAAUCAAGUGGCGUUUCAAAAAGGGAAGUGCAUGUCUGACCACAUUCUCCUUGCUAUGGAAGCUUUGCACAACUUGAACACGAAAGCAUUUGGAGGAAACGUCAUCUUUAAAAUAGACAUGGCAAAGGCAUUUGACACCCUACGGUGGGACUACCUGGAGGCGGUUCUUCUUCAGUUCGGUUUUAGCAACAAAGCAGCUAGCCUUCUCAUGGCUAACCUAAGAGGCAGUAUGCUCUCAGUCCUCAUUAAUGGGCAACCUGCGGGCUACUUUCCCAUGACUAGGGGUGUCAAGCAAGGCGACCCUCUUUCGCCUCUUCUUUUCAUUAUUGAAAGUGAAGGUUUGUCUCGGCUACUUAACAGAAGCAUGGAGGAAUCCCAUAUCCAGCUUUACAACAUGGGAAGUGUGAAGUUUAUAGGCCACCUCACCUAUGCCGAUGACAUAAUGAUCUUUACUAAAGGUGACUCCAUCAAUCUACUCAAACUCAGGAAGCUGCUGGAUGAAUUCUCUUCGAAUUCUGGUCAGGUCAUUAAUUCAGCCAAGAGCAAGUUCUACGUCAAAAACACCACAAACAGUAACCACCUGCAGAACAAGGGAAAAAUCCUGGGCAUGCAUUUAGGAACCUUACCCUUCACCUACCUUGGAGCUACCAUCUGCAAAGGGAAACUUAAAAACACCAUUGUGGCAACCUCAUGUAUCACUUUGACAAGCAUAUUCACUCGUGGUAUAGCAAAACACUGAACCAAAUGGGACGUCUGAUACUCAUCAAGCACGUUCUCUCAUCCAUCCCCCUACAUAUUCUAGCCGUGCACUCCCUCCCAGUGGCUGUCAUCAAUCUUCUUCAUGCUAGGAUGGCCAAUUUCUUUUGGGGAAGAAGGCACGGCAACCAACUACACCACUGGAAGAGCUGGAAACAUCUCUGUCAACCCUCAAGCGCUGGUGGGCUAGAUAUUAAGGAUCUUCAAACACUUCAACAAAACCAAUCGAUCAAGCUUUGGUGGCGGGUGAAUCAUGAUACGGGAACACCAUGCGAGCCAUUUACAUGCGUAAGGGCACAAUCAAAGAGAAGCUCACUG
This is a messenger RNA of Cuscuta campestris, 2419 nucleotides long. The record is from the annotation of a GenBank genome assembly. Lineage: Eukaryota; Viridiplantae; Streptophyta; Magnoliopsida; Solanales; Convolvulaceae.